This is a messenger RNA of Orcinus orca (killer whale), 2705 nucleotides long. RefSeq names its product poly(A) binding protein cytoplasmic 1 like 2B (gene PABPC1L2B). NCBI's taxonomy places the organism in Eukaryota, Metazoa, Chordata, Mammalia, Artiodactyla, Delphinidae. Gene Ontology annotation, cellular component: cytosol; nucleus; ribonucleoprotein complex. The record is from RefSeq and is a predicted model, not a curated record. The coding region runs from base 551 to 1189 and encodes 212 amino acids. The transcript has a single exon. Gene Ontology annotation, molecular function: poly(A) binding; mRNA 3'-UTR binding; poly(U) RNA binding.
ACUCGCCAGAUCGGCUGGCCCGGGGUCCCCCGCCCCAGCUCGCGCUCGCGCCCCCGGCCCGGGUUCCGGCGCCCACCCGCCCUCCUGCCCUCUCCCGCCUCUCCGCCCCCCAGCUCGCGGGAAGGGAGGUCGCGGCAGCGGCCCGGGGGCACCGGCGACCGUGGCGACAGCGGCGACAGUGGCGGCGGCGGUGGCGGCGGCGGCUGCGGCGGCGGCGGAGGCUGCGGCGGCGACCGUGGCAGAAGCGGUGGCGGAGGCCUCCGUGGCGGAGGCGGAAGCAGAGGUGGAGGCUGAGUUGGAGGCCGAGGCCUCAGUGGAGGAGGCAGUGGCGGAGGUCACCCUGGGGGAGGCGGCGGCAGCCCUAGCGGGGGAGGAGGCGGAGGCCUCCCUGGCGGCAGCGGCAGUAGCCGUGGCGGAGGCCAGUGUGGCCGAAGCCGCCGCGGCGGCAGAGGCUGCGACGCCCCCCUUGGGGGAGGCGGAGGCGGAUGCGGAUGCGGAUGCAGAUGCGGAGGUGGCGGCGGCGGUGGCCGCCGCGGAUGCUGAUGCGGAGAUGGGCGGGGGCUCAGGGGGGAAUCCGGACUUUCCUAUGGCUUCGCUGUACGUGGGCGACCUGCACCCUGAGGUGACGGAGGCAAUGCUGUACGAGAAGUUCAGCCCAGCCGGGCCCAUCCUCUCCAUCCGCAUUUGCAGGGACAAGAUCACCCGCCGCUCGUUGGGCUAUGCGUAUGUCAACUACCAGCAACCGGUAGAUGCCAAGCGGGCCCUGGAGACCCUGAACUUUGAUGUCAUCAAGGGCAGGCCAGUUCGCAUCAUGUGGUCCCAGCGGGACCCCUCGCUCCGCAAGAGCGGGGUGGGCAACGUCUUCAUCAAGAACCUGGGCAAAACCAUCGACAACAAGGCGCUGUACAACAUCUUCUCGGCGUUCGGCAACAUCCUCUCCUGCAAAGUGGCCUGCGACGAAAAGGGGCCCAAGGGCUACGGGUUCGUGCACUUCCAGAAGCAGGAGUCCGCCGAGCGGGCCAUUGAUGCGAUGAAUGGCAUGUUCCUGAACUACCGCAAAAUUUUCGUUGGGAGAUUCAAGUCGCAUAAGGAACGAGAGGCCGAAAGGGGAGCCUGGGCCAGACAGUCCACCAGUGCUGACGUCAAGGAUUUCGAGGAAGACACCGAUGAGGAGGCCACCUUGCGAUGAAGACAUCCCAGGAGCGAGCCAGCCAGCAGAGCCAAACCUUGGCUCCCACCCGGUUUACAGCCCCACCCUUUGCCCCCCUAACCCACCAGCAGUGUAUUGUAUUGGGAGUGCAGGUCUCUGUCUCUCACAACCGCCCCCCCGCCCCCCACCCCCGUCUUCCUUCCCUCCAUCUCUCCCUCCCUCCACCUGUCUCAGUCCCUCUCACUCUGUGUCUCUCUCUGACUUUCUCUCCACUCCCCUGUCGUCCCUACCUCUCCUCUCCCCUCCCUUCCCCCCACACCCACCUUGGGUGCUGUGAAUAAUCUUGCUAAUCUGUGCCACUUGACAGGUUAAAGGCUGUCUUCUCCUUGUGGUUUGGUUUAAAAAGCACUUUCUCUCUUUGUUUAUUGCACAGGUGAUACAAUUUCAUGGUAGAAACAUCAGGAAGGAGAAGGAAAUCAGAUGAGGGAAACCCAAGAGAGUAAUUGCUCCCCAUGACCCUACUACCGGGAGACAACCACUUUUACCAUUUCCGUGUGCUGUUUUCCAGGCUCUCUCCUCUCCUCUCUCCCUCCCUUCCUCACCUCCACCCCACCUUCCCUUUUAACACACUGUUAUAGAAUGGUUCAUGUAUGUGGUGUUUCUUAAUCUGCUUUUUCAAAAACUAAAACCAAACAAAAAUCAACCCAUUGAACUUCUUUCCAUGUUAUUCAACAGGCUUCAGAACCGUCAUCUUCAGUGCCUGAAGAGUGUAUCGAUGGACCCUAACAUUUCUGUAGUCAUUCCUGCAUUGUUGGACAUUCAGGUGGUGCCUAGUUCUUUCCCUGUGUUUAAACCCAGCAUUGUGUAUACUGCAAUGAGUGAAUUCUCCCUUGUCAAGCCAAAUCUUCACAAGCAUACCUGAUGAUCUUAAUUGUGGACUUGCAGGAUCCACAUAUGGACAUUUUAAAGACUUUUCCUGUGUGUUGCCAAAUGGCCCCUUCAUAAGCAUUGUACUGAUUUUCAUUCAUGCCAGCCAGCUCAGCUAGUAAAAAGAGUAUGCCCAUUUCCCCUGCAUAGUCUCCUGGUCACUGUAAUUGAUGUGUGUGUGUGUGUGUGUGUGUGUGUGUGUGUGUGUGUGUGUGUGUGUGUCUUGGCCAGCUUAAUGGGCUGCAAAUGGUAUUUCACUGUCCUUGGUUGCUUUGCUGAAUUUAAAUACUGUUUUUCACCUCCUUCCCCUGUGCCCACUUCCUGCCCUUUUCCCCAUUCUCAGAAAAAUAAUUCAGCUUCAUUGCAGAAUACAAAUCACAAAGCGGACAAGUUAACAGAAGAAAAUUAAUGUCACCUGUAAUCAAUCCUAAUGAGCACCCAUACCUCCCUGAAUCAUUUUCAUCUGCACCUGCCCAGUAUUUUUCAUGUGAUAUAUAUGUGAAUUUUAAUGUAUAUACUGUUUCAAUAUCGGCUUUUUCACACAUAAAUAUAUGAUAUAGAUAGAUAUAGAUGUAUACAUAGAUAUUCUUGAACUUCCUUUCAUGUCAUUAAAUAUUCUUCUAAAAUA